GUUUAAAUGGAUGGCGCGAACGUGACAGCAGCGGAGAGAGAUCCCUGCCCCUUUCUCCCUAGCGGAACUUAAUGUGCCUCGAGUGCCUGUUUCCACACGGAGCGUCCUAAGGAGCGGACUGACGGAGACGUGGGCGGACCAGGCUUCCGCGAUAGGUAAAGUGGGCGCCUUCGUGCUAUGCUCAUACGGGGCGGGGGAUGGGAGGAGGUGGUCUUCCGCCCUAAACGCGGGCUUGUUGGUGCCUAGAAGGAAACAAAAGAGCGAGAUCGCAGCUGGAGAGCAAUGCUUCCUGUCCCUCCCGUAGAAACUUGCCCUGUCUCUUGAUCCCGGUUGACUUAUUUAUUUAGCGAAAUUGAUUUAAAGCUACUCCGUGGGGGAGAGAGGUGCAUUCUGUCCAUUCUCAGAGGCACUGCUCUCGUUCUUCCUGCCUUUUCUUCUAACACAUCCCGCCUCGCGUUCAAGAAUCUCAGUGCAGCGAACAUUGCUUUUGCCCCCUGGCCACUUCAUCCUCGGAUUGGGUUAAAUUGAGAAAGAGGUUGAGCGGCUCAAGGUCACCCGGCGGGCUGGCGAGGAAGAUGCAAGCCUGGGUAUCCCUGCUCCUAGUCUGGAACUCUAUAACCACUGUACUACACUGCCGCCGCCCGCCGGCACCGUCCGCCCCCUCCCCCGCGGUUCUGUAGCGUAUGGUAACACAUGAAAGUUGAUUGAUUGAUUGAUUGAUUGAAUUGUAAUGAAGAAGUGGGUGGAGGAGAGAAGAUUUUUUAAAAGCAGCACUUUGCAGCUGGAGCUUUAAGGUUGAUGCAAAGGUUGACAUUCUGAUGUUAAAAUUGCUAAAUUUGGUAAUGCUGAGAAACAGAAACAGGGUCAAUGCCCUCUUCUCCCAAAUAAUUUUUUCAAGACUUCGGGAUUCCCCAACUGAUCAUCUGUCUUUUGCCUCACACUGCUUUUCUAAUUGAUUUAAAAAGGCAUUCAGUAGUAACGUGGACUGGAAAGGUCUGCAUUGUUAUGUUUUUCUGUGGGGAAAACGUCCAUUUUUAGAAAUGCUAUUGUUUUGUAAAUUAACUCAUAACCUACAGUGCAGACCUAUGCAUUCCUGCUUGGCAGUAAGCCUCACUGAGUUCAAUGGGACUUCCUCCCAGGAAAGUAUAUAUAAUCUAGUAAGUGAUUACAGAUCAGAUUCAGCAGAUGAAAUGGAUACAUGCCAUCUAUACAUAUCUAUUCAGAAGGAAGUUCCACAGAGUUCAAUAGAACUUACUCCCAGGUAAAUGUGUAUAAAAUUGCAACUUUAAUCUAAAAUCAACACGAUCAAUUUGACUCGUCCUAGAAAGCAUGAAUAUUUCAGGCAUGCUAACACUAAUAAUUUUUUGUUGUUGUUUUUACCGCUUUUCUUAAAAGCUUUAGUAAUAUCAGGGAAGAGUGUGCUACUGAACUUACACAUUUUGCAAUACUGUAUUAUACAAGUUUUUCAAUAAAAUAAAUUUCCACAUAAGACUUUGAAUUUGUUUGAAUUUCACAUUUAAACAACACCAUGCACUUUAUUUGAAUCUCACAAAACGGAGAAAUUUCCCGGUUCCAAAUUUUCCUGAAAGCACACAUCACUGGUAUUUGUUAUUCAAACAGUUUCCCCUGGCCUUUUGGCAUGGUGCCCCAUAAAAUAUGUUAUAAUACUGCACUAGUAUAUGCUUCUAGUAUACAUAUGAAACACACUCAAUGGUUUGUUGUAGUUUUGCCUCUGGGCUGGUGAGCCGAGUGAGCUAUGAGUAAAGAUCAGAAUGGAAGAUAUUGGAGGCAGUACCUUCCUCGGUGUUGAUGAACCCACAAUGGUAGAACUCUGCCAAACUUCCUCCUGCAUUUAAACGGGCUCUAAAGACCAUUUUUAUUAUUCAAGGCUUUUAAUGAGUGACAUUCUACAGGCUUAUAUGUUAUGCUGAUGUGUGCGUUUACAUGUUUUCUUCUCAAUUGUGAAUUUAAAAAGAAACCAAAAUUUAAUUAUGUAAGCUACCGUGGGUUGUGGUUGUUUGUUUUUUUUUAAAAAAGAUCAAUGUAAAUGAGAAAAAGGAGUGGAGCAACACCCCCAUGAGGUUGCAGCAUUUGUGGGGGGUUUUAGCAAGAAAAGGCAAGUAAGAGAAGACAUGAGAGAGGUGUGUAAAACUAUGCACAGUGUGGAAAAAGGAUAUGGAGAAAUGUUUCUCCCCUUCAUAAUACUAGAAUUUAAGGGCAUCCAACAAAGCUUUUUUACACAGCACAUGGUUAAAGUGUAGGGGUUGUUGCCACCAGAAGUAGUGAGGACCACUAAUUUGGAUUGCUUUGAAAGAUGAUUAGAUAAAUUAAUGGAAGAUAGGGCUAUCAAUGGCUUCUGGCCAUGAGGGCUAUCUUCUCUCUCCAUAUGCCUGGAUUAAGUCUCUGAAUCACAAGUGGAGGGAGGGCUGUUGCACUCAGUUCCUGUGUCCUGGCUUCCCAGACACAUCUGGUUAGCCAUUGUGAGAACAGGAUGCUGGAGUAGAUGGCCUUCGGCCUGAUACAGGUGGUUCUUAUGUUUUCCCCUUGCAGACAUGGAUCCUGAGGAUGCUGAAGAAUUGGCAGCUGAGUUGCACGGAAAGCCUGUGGAUGUCUGGGACCUCUUGCAAAUUGCAGCAGGCACUGGCUUGACUGCCUAUGUUGUGUGGGCUGGAAUUCUCAUGCCAGGAUUCCGCAAAGUGCCUUUAAAAUUACAGGUACAUAUCAGAUGAUUUGCUGUGACAUUUGAGGGGAAAGCAGCACAGUUAACUGGCACAUGAUUAUUGUGUUGGGAGGGAACUUCUGCAGGCAGGACUCUCCCUUAUGAGACAGAGAGUGGUCUUUGGAAAUUUUAAAAAAGCACAAACACACUGAAAAUGACUCAUGAAUUUGAUUCUGAUGGCCAGAUAUUUGAAAUGCUUAAUCACAAUCUGUAUCAGGGUGCCUUCCAGAUGCUAUACCCUGAUGUGAUGCUCUUCAGUUGCCAUCAGCCCCAACCACCAUGGCUGAUGGGAGUUGUAGUCCACCAACAUCUGGAGAGUAUCAUGUUGGCUUUCUUAUUUUAAGGCAGCAAUGGGGAACCUGUGGCCUUCCAGAUGAUGUUGGACUCCCAGCAACCACUGCCAGUAUUAGCAGUGGUCACAGAUGAGAAUUGUAAUCCAAUGACAACUGAAGGGUUGCAAGUUCCCCAAUCCUUUGUUUGCAGAUAAUUGAUUUGGCUUAACAGAAGAUAGUCACGUCAAGUCAGCUGCUCCCUCUUCCAAGGUCUGGUUCACCCAUGAGCCCCCCGCGGUGCUAGCAAGGCUGUGCUGCCAUCAGCCCCAGCGUCAUAUGAGGCUGAUGAGAGUUUUAGUCUAACACAUCCAGAAAACACCAGGUUCGCAAAGACCAGGGCAUUUUUUCAGCUGGAAUUAAUCGGAACUCAGUUCUGACACCUCUCAGGUGGGCACCAUUGUCAUUAUAAGAGAACAAAGAGGGUGUUUAUUGUGAGUUCCAGCACCACUUUUUCUAGAAAAAUAGCACUGACAAAGACUGUGUUAGAGUCUUUAGGAUUCCAUGUAUAUUCCCUAGCCCUGGAACUCUGUGGCCCUUUCCAACUCAGAGCUUGCCUCUCUUUCUUCUCCUCAUCCAGGUGCCGUAUGUCCCAGCAAAUGCCAAUCAAGUGGAGAAUGUGAUGUCGCUACUGAAAGGACGCUCUGGGAAGAUGGUGGAUUUAGGGUCAGGCGAUGGCAGAAUUGUAAGAGCAGCGAGCUUGUUUCUUGAUGGUGGCAUAUUCCAUGAAACUGGGUGGCCCACUUGAAAGAACUACAAUAUAUAAUAAUUUGGAUCCGAAGGGAAGAGUAGAACAGAACUAGGGAACCUUUAGCCUCCAGCUAUUAGUGAUUUAAGUAAUAAAUCACUGGAUCCCUUCCAGUCGGGAUUCAGGCCUCAUCAUGGGACUGAAACUGCCUUGGUCGCACUGGUUGAUGAUCUCCGGUGGGCUAGGGACAAAGGUGAGAGCUGUUUCCUAGUUCUGCUGGAUCUCUCAGCGGCGUUUGAUACCAUCGACCAUAACCUUCUGGACCGUCUUGAGGGGCUGGGAGCUGGGGGCACUGUCAUACAGCGGUUCCGCUCCUUCCUCCUGGGCCGUGUUCAGAAAGUAGUGGUGGGGGAUGAGUGUUCAGACCCCUGGGCUCUCACUUGUGGGGUGCCUCAGAGUUCUGUCCUCUCCCCCAUGCUUUUCAACAUCUACAUGCAGCCGCUGGGAGAGAUCAUCAGGGGGGUUUGGGCUGGGCGUUCAUCAGUAUGCGGAUGAUACCCAGCUCUACCUCUCUUUUAAAUCAAAACCAGUGAAGGUGGUGAAGGUCCUGUGUGAGUGUCUGGAGGCGGUUGGAGGAUGGAUGGCGGCUAACAGAUUGAGGUUGUAUCCUGACAAGACAGAAGUACUGUUUCUGGGGGACAGGAGGCGGGCAGGUAUGGAGGAUUCCCUGGUCCUGAAUGGGGUAACUGUGCCCCUGAAGGACCAGGUGCACAGCCUGGGAGUCAUUUUGGACUCACAGCUGUCCAUGGAGGCACAGGUCAAAUCUGGGUCCAGGGCAGCUGUUCACCAGCUCCAUCUGGUACGUAGGCUGAGACCCUAUCUGCCUGCGGACUGCCUCGCCAGAGUGGUGCAUGCUCUGGUUAUCUCCCGCUUGGACUACUGCAGUGCGCUCUAUGUGGGGCUACCUUUGAAGGUGACCCGGAAACUACAACUAAUCCAGAAUGCGGCAGCUAGACUGGUGACUGGGAGCGGCCGCCGAGACCAUAUAACACAGGUCUUGAAAGACCUACAUUGGCUCCCAGUAUGUUUCUGAGCACAAUUCAAAGUGUUGGUGCUGACCUUUAAAGCCAUAAAUGGCCUCGGUCCAGUAUAUCUGAAGGAGCGUCUCCACCCCCAUCGUUCUACCCGGACACUGAGGUCCAGCGCCGAGGGCCUUCUGGCGGUUCCCUCACUGCAAGAAGCCAAGUUACAGGGAACCAGGCAGAGGGCCUUCUCGGUAGUGGCACCCUCCCUGUGGAAUGCCCUCCCACCAGAUGUCAAAGAGAACAACAACUACCAGACUUUUAGAAGAUAUCUGAAGGCAGCCCUGUUUAGAGAAGCUUUUAAUGUUUGAUGUAUUACAGUAUUUUAAUAUUUUUUUUGGAAGCCGCCCAGAGUGGCUGGGGAAGCCCAGCCAGAUGGGCGGGGUAUAAAUAAAUUAUUAUUAUUAUUAUUAUUAUUAUUAUUAUUAUUUAAACUUCACAGAUGGUGUUAGCUUCUGAGGAAAUGCUUGAUCAAGGCUAGAGUCCCAAAACUAAUAAUCUUAGAAUCUUAUUUGCAAAUGCAUCACUAGAUGCAUCUGGGCUAGAUCAGGUGUGGGAACCUUUGGCUCUCCAGAUGUUACUGAACUACACCCCCCACCAGCCUUAGCAAGCAUGACCAAUGGCAAGGGAUGCUGGGAGUUGUAGUUUGAAGGUUCCCUGCACUUGGGUCAGAUGGAUAAAUAGCCUGACCUGGGGCAAGGCAGCUGUCCUGUAUUUCUAAGGAUCACAAAUGCAGUCAAUAAAAUAAGUGCCUUGGCUGUGCUUCCAGGUGCUAGAGGCUUACAAGCAAGGCUUCAGACCCGCUGUUGGCUAUGAGCUCAAUCCAUGGCUGUUACGACUUUCAAGCUAUCGUGCCUGGAAGGCUGGCUGCUAUGGAAAAGUUUCUUACUGUCGGGACGAUCUUUGGAAGGUGAGACAAGAGGCUCCAUGAAACUGCGCAGAUAAUCUGGGGGUAGUGAGAGGUUACACGACACAUUGGCUGCCGGUGUUUGUCAGCCUCUUCAUGAGCCAGGCUGCAAAGUCCGGCUGGCAGGUAGUUUUUAGGCCAAGAUAGGAAUAUUUUUAAUUGUAGGUAUUAGGCUGGGUGCUAGGGAUUGAUGCUGGGCUUCAGAAAUUGGAUCAGGUUAACCAGUAGUCUUGGUUCUCUCUCUUAAAGGUGGAUCUGUCAGACUGUAAGAAUGUCACUGUGUUCUUGGCACCUAGCGUGGUAAGCAUAUUUAUUUACUAUUACUAUUCAUAUAUAAAGCCCAUAGCAGCUUGGGACCAGAUUGCUUGCAGAAUCAUCUUACACCGUAUAUGCCAACUCGAUGUUGACCUGCGGAGCUGGCAUUGUUACAAGGAAUUUUGGAACUCCCUGCAUGUUGACAUCAGGCAGGUGCCUUCACUGUACUCUUUUUGGCUCCUGCAUAAAACAUUUUUGUUUAGGCAAGCUUAUCCAGCGGUGCAGAAUGUUGACAUGUGUUUUAAUCUCUUUUUAAAGUUCUGUUGAUUUUAAUUCCCCUUUGAAUGUUUUUAAACACCUGUUUAAAACUAUAUUUUCUUGAUAAUUGUAUGGAAACCUCUAACUGGUUUUCUUUAAAAAAAUAAAAAUACAAUUAAGUGCAGUGCAGUGGUGUGUGGGUGUGGGUGUGUAGAGUUGUUUUUUAAUGAAGUGGUGUAAAAAUGCUAAGUGUGUUGCAUAAAAACAGCAAAAACAAAAGAAUAAAAUUCAGAGACAUGCAAAUCUCAAAGGAUACUUGCGUUUUGGUUCAUAUAUUGUUUUGGGAAGUGCAAAGUACGUAGAAUCACCUUUAAAUGAAAACUUAAUCAUCCCUCCUCCCUCCAUCUUUACCUUCACCACAGUUGAAGAGAAAUGGACAGGGGGACUUUAGAACAGCUCUAGACCAUUUUCUUUUGGAUUAAUUUAUUUUUAUUUUAAGCUCAUUCAGGAACGUAAGAAUGGCCUUCUGGAUCAGGCCUGUAGCCCAUCUAGUCCAGCAUCCUGGUCUCACAAGGGCCAACCAGAGGCCUGUGAGAAGCCAGGGAGCAGAACAUGACUGCCUGUCUUAGAAAGACCCUGACACUUUGCUAAGCUAAAAUUCCCAAAUAAUUCUCAGAUUGGAAGAGGGAAACAUUGCACAAAACAAGGAAAUUCCGAAUCAAGGUGGGAUGGUGGUGCUUGCCCAUCUUUAAUGCAGGGAGUGCCCUUUUUCAAGAGCAAUGUCCCAUGUUCCAUGCAAGGGAAUACAGGCAUGUUUAUUUUAAAAAAAUAAAAUAAAAUGGAGUGAUUCCACUUAAAAGUGUUGACUCCUUUCUGAACUCUGGCAAUCUGAGGAUAGAAGAGAACCAGUGGCUGAUAUUUAUUCCAGACUUUAAAAAAUAAGGAACUAACGCCCUGAAUAACCCAGGCAUUUUCCUUCCCUUUUCUCAGUUGCAGCUUCUGGAAAGGAAGCUGCUUGUAGAACUUCCGGAUGAGGCCCGUGUGGUGGCUGGACGCUUCCCCCUCCCCAACUGGACACCCACCAGCAUGGCUGGGGAAGGUUUGAACCGAGCCUGGGCCUACGAUAUCAAGACUGUACGGCAAUCCAAGCAGGACAGACCAGAGGGAAGCCCGGUAUAAGAACGUGUCCUCUAGGAAACAAGCAGGCACUUUUGCAAGACAGACAAGGGCUGUUUCCAGUGGCUCAGAGAGUGAAAUCUGCUUCUUUCCAAUUGCUGGCCUUGACAGCCCUUUAUAAGCACUGGGGGGUGGGAGGGAGGGAGGGAAGGAACAAUGAGAUGAUUUGUCAAGGGAAAUCACAUGGUUUCCGUAACUCCUCUCCUGAAUCCUACUAAUUCUGGAAACUCAUUAGAACCUUUGCCGCAGGAUGGGACAGGUUUGUCUCUUCAUUGUGGAGUAGUCUGUAUAUUUAUUUAUUUUUUUGUAAUGAACUUUCACAGCACUUAUUUUUUUACGCAUCUCAGUGUGUGGUCCAGUGGGCUGCUAAGAUCUCAUUGGGGUAGCAAACCCAUGCCAUGCCUCAGCUUGGAGUUUUGGUUGUGAAAUAAAGAGAACUGUGAUCCUCAGGAUGCUGAGGAUUAAUGUAUCAGAUAGUAAUUUAUUUUACUAACAUGGUACAACUUCAGAU
Messenger RNA from Podarcis lilfordi (Lilford's wall lizard), 7925 nucleotides. NCBI's taxonomy places the organism in Eukaryota, Metazoa, Chordata, Lepidosauria, Squamata, Lacertidae. The record is from the annotation of a GenBank genome assembly.